CCUUCUUCACUCAAGCUUUUUAAUGUGGGAACUGCCAGCCCUGUAGGUUUUGGAGACAGCGAGUAGUUCGAUGAUGAUCAACAGUUGGAGUUUAUGUCCAGGAGUUUUUAAGUUUCCUUUAGUUUGUUCUUGUUGGUUCCUGACAGGGAGAUAAAGAUGCUGGUGGUGUUUGGGAUCUUUCUUUACGUUUCCCAUCAUUCCCUGGCUGGGAUAGUAGAGGUGCAUGAAGGGGCGGAGUCUGUCCAGCUGCCCUACCAGUACUCCGGUGAUAUACCUGAAGUCAACCCCUCAGUUUUAUGGACUCGAAAUGAUCUCAACCCUAAAAUCAUCCACCGACAAAGAGAAGAAGGAGCUGAUCCUUCAGACCAAAACCAGCUGUACAGAAAACGGACCUCAAUGAAUCCUGACUUUCUAGAUACCGGAAACUUCCGGCUCACUCUGAGAAAACCUCAACUGUCUGAUAGUGGAAACUACACCUGCACCAUCUCUGAUGGAAGAGUAGAACUAAAACUGGCACAGGUUCAGCUGGAGGUCAAAGACAGCCUCACUGAGGUGAAGGUGAAGGAAAAGGCGGAGUCUGUUAUUCUGCCCUGUAGAACCAAAGCUGUCCUGAAUAAGGAGACGCUAGGACCCGCGAGGAAGAACCUGACCACCACGCACUCGCCAACGAACCCCAACCCCAGGCCUGGCUCCAGGGUGGGGUAUCAAAUACUUGUUCUCCCCACUGUAGGUACUUCUGGGGAUCAAUGA
This is a messenger RNA of Cyprinodon variegatus (sheepshead minnow), 750 nucleotides long. Its product is annotated as V-set domain containing T-cell activation inhibitor 1-like. Gene Ontology annotation, cellular component: external side of plasma membrane. The transcript is spliced from 4 exons. Gene Ontology annotation, biological process: immune response; T cell costimulation; positive regulation of T cell proliferation. The record is from RefSeq and is a predicted model, not a curated record. NCBI's taxonomy places the organism in Eukaryota, Metazoa, Chordata, Actinopteri, Cyprinodontiformes, Cyprinodontidae. Bases 157 to 750 code for a protein of 197 amino acids.